ACAACACUCUCGCAAACCACACAACACAAAACUAACCAACACACACUCUCUUCCAACAUGGACCCUCUCUCUGCCACCAAACACAACAAGAAUUUCGCCAAGCCUUCCUCCCUUAACAUGGAGACUCCGCCGGCGGAUCCCAGUCCCCUCCGGAAGAUCAUGGCUGUGGCAUCCAUCGCCGCAGGGGUGCAGUUCGGCUGGGCCCUGCAGCUCUCCCUCCUCACCCCCUACGUUCAGCUGCUGGGAAUUCCCCACUCUUGGGCCUCCUUCAUCUGGCUCUGCGGCCCAGUCUCCGGCAUGCUGGUCCAGCCCAUCGUCGGCUACCACAGCGACCGCUGCACUUCCCGCUUCGGCCGCCGCCGUCCCUUCAUCGCCGCCGGAGCCCUGGCCGUUGCCAUCGCCGUCUUUCUCAUAGGCUACGCCGCCGACCUCGGCCACAUUUUCGGCGACUCCCUCGCCAAGAAAGUCCGCCCACGCGCCAUCGCCAUCUUCGUCGUCGGCUUCUGGAUCCUGGACGUCGCCAACAACAUGCUCCAGGGCCCCUGCCGUGCCCUCCUCGCCGACCUCUCCGCCGGCGACCACCGAAAAACGCGCAACGCCAACUCCUUCUUCUCCUUCUUCAUGGCCGUAGGCAAUGUCCUGGGGUACGCCGCGGGGUCCUACAGCGGCCUCCACCACGUCUUCCCCUUCACCAAAACCAAAGCCUGCAACGUCUACUGCGCCAAUCUCAAAAGCUGCUUCUUCCUCUCCAUCGCGCUCCUCCUCAGUCUGGCCACCAUCGCCCUCACUUACGUGAAGGAGGAACCGGUGGCGUCCGAAAAAAACAGCGCGAGCGUUGUGGAAGAAGAUGGGUCCCACGGGGGCAUGCCCUGUUUUGGGCAGUUAUUCGGUGCGUUUCGGGAACUGAAGCGUCCCAUGUGGAUCCUUCUCUUGGUGACGUGUCUCAACUGGAUUGCGUGGUUCCCCUUCCUUCUCUUCGACACCGACUGGAUGGGCCGUGAGGUCUACGGCGGAAGCGUCGGAGAAGGAAAGGCCUACGAUAGAGGCGUGCGCGCCGGUUCUUUAGGUCUCAUGUUGAACUCUCUCGUCCUCGGAGCCACCUCCUUGGGCGUCGAUGUCCUCGCGCGUGGAGUUGGGGGCGUCAAGAGGCUCUGGGGAAUCGUCAACUUCUUGCUCGCUAUCUGUUUGGCCAUGACCGUUUUGGUCACCAAGAUGGCCGCGCAUUCUCGCCAGUACACUGACCUCCCCGGCGGCAUCCACGAGCCCCUGCCUCCUCCCGCCGGCGUAAAAGCCGGCGCGUUGGCCCUCUUUUCCGUCCUCGGAAUCCCUCUCGCGAUUACUUACAGCAUACCCUUUGCUCUGGCAUCAAUAUUCUCCACCACCUCAGGAGCAGGCCAAGGAUUAUCUCUGGGAGUCCUCAAUCUUGCAAUCGUCGUACCACAGAUGGUGGUGUCUGUGAUCAGUGGACAAUGGGAUAAACUAUUUGGCGGCGGUAACUUGCCGGCGUUUGUAUUGGGUGCGGUGGCGGCUGCGGCCAGUGGCAUUCUAUCCGUAAUCCUGCUGCCAUCUCCACCGCCGGAUCUGGCGAAAGCUGCAACCGCAGCAGGGGAGGGUUCCAUUAAUGAGUCGAUGAUGUUCGUGUUUUUGUCGAAAAAGGAGGACGUACGGUUUUUUUUUUUUGUUUGAAGCCGUCAGUAUAAGGCUUUUUAGGUCCCAAAAAAUGCAUGCUACAAUUGGCGCUGUGAUGUGGUGGCAUGAAUGACUAAUAACAGUCAUUUUAAUUGUAAAGCUUGAUGAGGUGGGUGUACAUAACCCUGUCCUAAUUUAUAUGGUAGUUGGUAACUGUGGGUUGUGAGGGGAAUGUAGUGAUUCCAGGCUACACCACUUUCCUCUUCCCCCACUUACCUUUCCAUUCUCUUCUUCUCCACUCCACCCAUUACUAUAAUAAUAACAUUCUCUCUUAUCUCCAUCAUAA
Vigna unguiculata (cowpea) is the source of this 1975-nucleotide messenger RNA. RefSeq names its product sucrose transport protein-like. The record is from RefSeq and is a predicted model, not a curated record. NCBI's taxonomy places the organism in Eukaryota, Viridiplantae, Streptophyta, Magnoliopsida, Fabales, Fabaceae. Gene Ontology annotation, biological process: sucrose transport. Gene Ontology annotation, cellular component: plasma membrane; vacuole. Gene Ontology annotation, molecular function: sucrose:proton symporter activity.